AUGGCUCAAGCGCAGCUAGCGACUUUGGCAUACCCCCAGAUCGGCUCCAUAACCGCUAUAACCGAAUCGGGAGAGCCUGUCAUUGGCAAGUUUUCCACAGCGGCAGCAGAAGCGCUCGUUCCAAAGGGACUAUUUUCCACGGCCGCCGAGUAUUUCACUGCUCUUGGGAAAGCUGCGCCGCGGAGGUCACAGCUUCAAUAUGACGAGUGCAAUCGAGACUCGGGCCAUUUCAGCACGCUUGGUGCCUUCAAAAAUAAAACGGGGGAAGCUCGCUACACCGUUACCACUCCGUCAUUGGAGGUACUGGAUGAAUGGUGGAGACUUGUCCAGGAAAAAGGCGAUCCUAUCGAAAGGAUCAGUCCCGAUCUUUACGUUUACGAUUGGGACAAAAUGUAUCCAUAUGAUACCCUCAAUGAUGACGGUGCUGCAGCAAAACUCAAAGACAGGGUUUUGUUUACCCAUUGGGACUCCGUGGAGGGAAAUUACCACAUUCAACAUAUGUUUCCUAAUCAGCCUGCACCAAACCACAUCACGGGAAAGACGUUCUACAUCCGCUCCAAGAGUGACCCUACCGUCUUCUGGGUUCACGACCCGAACGGUGUCAUCGUGGCUUCCAAGGGACGUCGAACUAAGUUUCAAAUUCAUCGCAAAGACACCAAAGAAGAUGGGGCUGUUAUAAUCCCGAAAGACCAAAUCACAAUCACCUCUGUCCAAAAUAGUCAGCAGGUGGCCACAGACCGCGAAACUGGUCAGCUGGUGGUUAAUAAGGCGGGAGAUACGUACGCCUUUUCAGACCUUAGAGGGCAUCCCUUUGGCGUUGGAGACAAGCAGGGUACUACCAUUGAUCUCAAUGGUAGCUUCCGUUGCUACAAUAUUGGUGAGAAUGUUCCCAUCAUGAAAGUUGACGGCGGUGGCGAUGAAUGGGAACUUGUGGCCUAG
Molecule: messenger RNA, 939 nt
Organism: Penicillium arizonense
Lineage: Eukaryota; Fungi; Ascomycota; Eurotiomycetes; Eurotiales; Aspergillaceae
Exons: 3
Coding region: 1-939 (312 amino acids)
Source: RefSeq, a predicted model, not a curated record